AAAGAUGAGCAGCUCUUUCUAUGCCUACAUGGUCCUCUUUUGCCCUAUAUAAUCUUGGACUUCAUGGUCCCAUUGUUGUAUUCUUCCUGCAAAGAGUCAGUGCAAGAAUAUGGAGGGAUCAAUCAUUUCGAAAACCUAAAACCUUUUGAAUCCUUCCAUGUUUGAUUGAAAAACAAGAGAUUAGUUUUGGCUGAGUUUAAUUUACUGAACCAGUAGGCACCAUGGCUUCCUCUCACCAACAAUCAAGAAGGCUGGUGAGUGGGAGAGAGCUCCAAGGUCAGAGGCCUUCUCCUCUGAUGGUGAACAAAGGCUCGAGAAAGAUCAAGAAGGCGCACCAUGUUGCACCGCUGCCUCCUUCCGUUCCUUACCGCCCUCCGGUGAUAAUUUACACACGAUCGCCAAAGGUCAUCCAUGCGAAGGCGCAUGACUUCAUGACCCUGGUGCAACGCCUGACCGGUUCAUCAUCGUCGUCAUCAUCAUUAUCAUCAUCGUCAUCUUCAUCUUCAUCUUCUUCUUAUUCUUCUUCUUAUUCUUCUUCUUCUUCGUCUUCUUUUUCUUCUAAUUCUCUGCUGUUCUCUUCUUAUAAUAACCAGUAUGGACCUAAUGGCCACACUCCUCUCUCAAACUUUGACCUAGACCAAGUUCAAGACCCAGGAAUUGAAGUGAGGGGCAAUCCUUUUCCCCCAACUCAAGAAACCAUUUGCCCAGUUUCUCCAUCUCCCACUCCUAUCUCCCCUUGCUUACUUCAACCUUCACCAUCUGCAAACCCUAGUUUCCAUGAUUUCAACUCAACUCUCUACACUCCUUGUUUUGAAGAUGGCUUUUUGAUCUCUCCUCCUAUGUUCAACUCAAAUAAACCAUUGGAUUCAAACUCCAUGACUCUUUAUUCAGACUCUCCCUCUCCAAGCCUUGAUUUCUUUGAUCAUUUAUACCUGCCAUAGACCCAUUGUCUUUGGUAUUAGGUUAGAGAAACCCAUGUCUUAUUUUUCCUUCAAUUUCGCCAUCCAUGUUUUUGGUAAUCCACCCUAGAGAAUGGGGUUGGAUCAACCCACAACAUUGGGUGGAUCACUAAAUAUGUGGGUGGCCAAACUGACGUACAAAAUAAAUUAUAGCCUAGGAGAAGCAAGUGGAAAUGGACUAUACUUAACAGAUGUUUAUUUCUUGCGUUGUCAUUGUGUAAUCAUUCUGGAUGCAUUUGUCCUUUUUAUUUUCGUUAUAUUGGUGGCUUUUCUUAAUCCAUUCUAUAAUCCACAAGUCUCUAUGUGUGUUUGUCCUUUGUGUGCCUUUCAACUUUGGGUAAUGUGAUCCUCACUGUAAAAUUGUGAUGAAUGCUUCAAAUUCAAUGUUGUAAAAUAUUGGGUAGUUGCAAAA
Amborella trichopoda is the source of this 1371-nucleotide messenger RNA. NCBI's taxonomy places the organism in Eukaryota, Viridiplantae, Streptophyta, Magnoliopsida, Amborellales, Amborellaceae. The record is from RefSeq and is a predicted model, not a curated record.